This is a messenger RNA of Cheilinus undulatus (humphead wrasse), 6595 nucleotides long. It is a transcript of the gene zmiz1a, whose product is annotated as zinc finger, MIZ-type containing 1a. The transcript has 25 exons. The coding region runs from base 363 to 3704 and encodes 1113 amino acids. Gene Ontology annotation, molecular function: zinc ion binding; SUMO ligase activity. NCBI's taxonomy places the organism in Eukaryota, Metazoa, Chordata, Actinopteri, Labriformes, Labridae. Gene Ontology annotation, biological process: protein sumoylation; regulation of transcription by RNA polymerase II. The record is from RefSeq and is a predicted model, not a curated record.
UCAGUCAGUCACUCACACCGUCUCCGGGGCUCUCGCGUCGUCUUUGUGAAGUGCAGAGAGCGAGACAGAGGAGCGACGUAAACACGAGGUUUGAAGGAACAAUACGCGGAUUCGCCACUGACUCCGAGCUCAAAAUCACCGCUUCAGGAAGGGGUCAGCGAGGGAUUGGCGUGAGGAAUACAUGAAGGGCCGGGUGGGGGAGGGGGCGGCGACCACAGCACCACCACGGUGAAAGUUUUCACAGACUCGCUCUGUGAUUGAUGAGGAUUAAGAAGCUGAUUUUUGCCUAAUAGGGAACACAGGAGCGUCCUCAUCCACACUGAUUAAAGAGCUUUUAAUGGCGUCCCGGUAGAGGCAUCAAGAUGAACACGCUACCAUCGAUGGACCGGCACAUCCAGCAGACCAAUGACAGGCUGCAGUGCAUCAAACAGCACUUACAGAACCCGGCCAACUUCCACUCGGCAGCCACAGAGCUGCUCGACUGGUGUGGAGAUCCCCGGGCCUUCCAGCGACCUUUCGAGCAAAGCCUCAUGGGAUGUCUGACGGUGGUGAGCCGCGUCGCUGCCCAGCAGGGUUUUGACUUAGAUCUGGGCUACAGGUUGCUGGCUGUUUGUGCUGCAAACAGGGACAAAUUCACCCCAAAGUCUGCAGAAACCAGCACCUGCAGGAGAUGUCAGAGUGACUCAGCCCUGCUGUCGUCGUGGUGCGAGGAGCUGGGUCGUCUCCUCCUGCUGCGUCACCAGAAGAACCGGCAGAACGAACCGCAGGGAAAAGUCCCCAUGCAGCCCAGCAUGAACAGCAUGAAGCCGGGCCUCACACACAGUGAUGGAUCCUUUCCCUAUGACUCUGUCCCCUGGCAACAAAACACCAACCAGCCCCCUGGGUCAUUAUCUGUGGUUACAACAGUGUGGGGCGUGACCAAUACAUCACAGAGUCAGGUGCUGGGUAACCCGAUGGCAAACAGCAAUAACCCCAUGAAUCCUGGAGGUAACCCAAUGGGAUCAGGUAUGUCUGCCAGCGCAGCAGGGCUCAACUCACCACAGUUCAACGCUCAGCAGCAACAGUUUCCAAACAAAGGUGGCUCCAACCAGGGGUACAUUCAGCAAGGCAUGUACGGCCGGCCUGGCUACCCUGGAGGUCCUGGGGGAUACAGCGGGAGUUACUCUGGAGGGCCAAACGCUCCCCCAGGAGGAAUGGGAAUGACCUCCCACACUCGUCCCCCUGGUGACUUCACUCAGCCAGCCGCCGCUGCUGCAGCAGCUGCUGUCGCUGCCGCUGCUGCUACUGCAACAGCCACGGCAACAGCCACAGUCGCAGCCCUGCAGGAGACGCAGAAUAAAGACAUGAACCAGUACGGACAGAUGUGUUCGUCUUUCCAAAUGGGCCCCACUCAAGCCUAUAACAGCCAGUUCAUGAACCAGCCAGGCCCCCGAGGCCCCCCUGGAGGGAUGAAUCCAGGCAGCAUGGGAUCAGCCAUGAACAACCCCAACAUGAGCGGGCCUCCCAUGGGCAUGAACCAGGCUCGAACCCCCAGCAUGGGGCCUUUUGGAGCUCACGGCCAAAGGAUGCCUCAGCAAGGGUACCCUGGCGGACCCCGACAGGGAAUGCCCAUGCAGGGGAUGAAGAGGCCGUAUCCUGGGGAGGGAAGUUACGGAGGCCAGCAGUACGGGCCAAACAGUCAGUUCCCACCACAGCAGGGCCAGUACCCCGCAUCAAACGCCUCCAGGCCACUGCCGUCUCCAAACUACCCUGGCCAGAGGAUGCCGGGGCAGCAGGGCCAAGGACAAUACCCGCCUGGCAUGCCCAUGGGCCAGUAUUACAAGCAAGAGCCAUUUAAUGGUCAGAACAACAACUUCUCUGGAGGUGGAUACUCCUACGGCCAAGGCAAUGGGCCCCCCAGGCCCGGCAAUUACCCCCACUCACCCGUCCCUGGAAACCCCACACCCCCUAUGACCCCAGGAAGUGGAAUUCCUCCAUACCUGUCGCCAAACCAGGAUGUGAAGCCCCCGUUUCCACCUGACAUGAAACCAAAUAUGACAGCACUUCCCCCGCCUCCAUCUAACCCCAACGAAGAGCUGCGGUUGACGUUUCCAGUAAGGGACGGGGUGGUGCUAGAGCCGUUCCGCUUGGAGCACAACCUGGCAGUCAGUAACCACGUCUUCCACCUUCGACCGUCCGUCCACCAGACCCUCAUGUGGAGGUCAGACCUUGAGCUGCAGUUUAAGUGCUACCAUCACGAGGACAGGCAGAUGAACACCAACUGGCCCGCCUCCGUCCAGGUCAGUGUCAACGCCACGCCUCUCACCAUUGAGAGGGGAGACAACAAAACCUCCCACAAACCCUUGCACCUGAAGCACGUAUGCCAACCUGGGAGAAACACCAUCCAGAUCACAGUCACCGCCUGCUGCUGUUCCCACCUGUUUGUGCUGCAGCUGGUCCACCGGCCAUCUGUGCGAUCCGUCCUCCAGGGGCUCCUUAAGAAAAGACUCCUUCCUGCAGAACACUGCAUCACCAAGAUUAAGAGGAACUUCAGCAGUGUCGCUGCCUCGGCUGGCAACACCACUCUAAACGGGGAAGACGGCGUGGAGCAGACGGCCAUUAAGGUGUCACUGAAAUGUCCCAUUACCUUCCGACGCAUUCAGCUUCCUGCACGAGGGCAUGACUGCAAACAUGUCCAGUGCUUCGAUUUGGAGUCCUAUUUGCAGCUGAACUGUGAGAGGGGGACAUGGAGGUGUCCUGUGUGCAAUAAAACAGCAUUAUUAGAAGGUUUGGAGGUGGACCAGUACAUGUGGGGGAUACUCAAUGCAAUCCAAAAUUCAGAGUUUGAGGAGGUCACUAUAGACCCGACAUGCAGCUGGCGACCAGUUCCCAUCAAGUCUGAGCUCCAUAUCAAAGAAGACCCAGACGGGCCGAUCGCCAAGCGCUUUAAAACGAUGAGUCCCAGCCAGAUGACCAUGCCCAAUGUGAUGGAGAUGAUAGCUCAGCUGGGGCCUGGACCAGGUCCAGGAACUGGGCCUGGCCCCGGACCUGGUCCCAACCCCUACCCUCCACACCCAGGUCAACAUGGAAGCGGCAACGGGGGAGAUUACCCUGGAGCAGGCAACAGUUACCACAACCAGGGCAACUUUGACUUUCCUCAUGGGAACCCCUCUGGUGGUGGAGUGGGAGGAGGAGGAGUAGGCGGUGGAGGAGGUCCCCCUUUGAAUGAUUUCAUCCAUGGCCCCCAGCUCUCCCACCCCCCUGAUGGACCUGGUGGACUCCUCUCACAGGACAAGCCCCUCAGCCACGGCAUGAAUGAUGCGAUGUCCCAUCCCGAUCAGUCCCAUAACUCCAUGCAGCAGAUCUUGCAUGCGUCUCCCCACCCCGGCAGCCAAUCGGGGCCGCCCUUACAUCACACUGCCCAGUCAGGGCAGCCUUUGCAUCACAGUGGCCAAUCAUCGCAGCCGCCUCGCCAGUCGCAGCCUCAGCCGCAGCAGCAGCAACAGCAGCAGCAGCAGCCAGGGCAGAACAGUCACCCCCAUGGCGAUCUGAGCUUUAACCCCACCUCGGAACAGAUGAGUCAGGGUGCCCAGGAUAUGCCCGAACCCUCGCUGGAUCUGCUUCCAGAGCUGGCCAACCCAGACGAGUUACUAUCAUACCUGGACCCCCCAGACCUCCCCGCCAACAGCAACGACGACCUUCUCUCCCUGUUUGAGAACAACUAGCCCCUUACCUUCCCUUUUAUAAAAUCCUGCACCUGUGGGAGCUGGGAUGUGUUUGACUGUCCGUCCACAGGCACGUCACCGACCUCCUAUUCAAGCUGCUUCCUGUGAUCACGCACCCACACACAGUCCCUCAAAAGAAAAUGUGUGGCAUAGGAGUAGACUGAAAAAAAACAGAGGCACCUGUUUGGGAACUCCAAGGGAGGAAGCAGGAUUGCCGCUCACUCCCUGAUUUUUUUUUUUAAUUUUUAUUUUUUUGUCCUGAUGUAAAGAUUCCACACACCAGUUCCACCGCCUGACUCGAACACGACAUUUGCAGCCAUGUUGGCGGACACUAAAGUGAUAUAUUAUAAGUACAUAUAUGAUAUUGUGACUUUUCAACUGAAAACUGUGCAGCUAUAAUCAUCAUGUGUAAACAACAUGGAGGAGAGUGUUGUAGCUUUGUUUUUUUAUUAUCCUUUCCUUUCUGUGAAAAAAAGAGUCUUGUUUAAGUGUUUUUUAACCUGUUUGAAAUGUGUUCUUCCAAAACUGACAGAUGAAUAACUGGAACUUAUCAGAAUCAGAGCACUGAAAGGAUGAGCGAAGGCGUCCUCCGGUGUUGACAGAGGAAACCGAUGCACAUUGAGCAAUGUAGUGCGUGUGUGAGUGCGUGUAUAUACCCAUUUGUGUGUCUUUUUUGUUUGCCUGCCAGCGUAUGUGAUGUGAGAGACAGUGCAGAAAGACAGUUUUAGGAGGAAUGGAAGACAGAUCAGUCCGCUUUAAGAGACGCCCACUUCUUCUUCCAGUCUUUCUGCAGUUGUUUUUGUGUAUUUAUUGUAACGUUUCGCUCUUCCUCAUCCAAUUCAGCUCCAUUUUGUUCACAAGUGCAUGUGUGCCAACGGCUCCUUAUGUCUUUGUCCAGCCUAAACGUGCUUGAUCAAAUUUGUUCUGUCUUUAUAUUUAUUAUUUUAUUUCACAUUCAUCAGUUUUUUAUCAUUGUGGUCCUUUUUUAUGUGUGUAAUCAUUGUCCCACAUUGAAACUAAUCAGACACCCAUCACCAAAGUUGUCCCAGGCUUUUUGUAAAGGUUUGAGCCGCCUGGAUAUUAUAUAUAUAUCGGGGUAAGGGUGGGAUUCGAGCAUCCUUCAGACGUCGAGCAGAGGUUUAUAAAUCACUGUAUUUUAUAAAAACGUCUGUGUGAUUGUACUUAUCUUUCAUUUUGUCGUUUUUGUCUGUUGACCUGCAUCUUUUCUUGCAAAAAAACACCCUGCAUGAUCCAACAGUGUUUCCAGAUCUGUUGUAUAUACCCUUUGUGGAUACUUAGUGACUGUACAAUACUGUACCUAUCUAUUACUGGCAACUACAUGGUACUGUAUGUCUGUCGAGGACCUCACACACAGAAUCCCCAGUAAGCAGUCCGAUAUUGUAACUAACUGAUCUUAAAUGCACUCUCACUGGCCUUGUAUUGAGUACCUGUGUGUUGUGUACAGUUUUUCGAUGACAAUGCAUCAGUGAAAGGGAGUAUUUCAGCCGCUCAGUAGACGAUAAACAAAUCGGUCAGCUUUACAGUAAUGUUUUUCUGUCUAAACGAUUGUCAGCGCAGCAUUGAGGUCCACAUUUCUCCAAAAAUAAUUUGCCUAAAAUUACUGAAACAAGUGACCUCGUUCUUUUUAUUUAAAGUGACAAUGUGCAAAACAUCCUCCAGCCCUGAUAAUGAGCUUUUGAUAUUCAUACUUUUGCAAAAAUGUGUGAACAUGAUUUGUGUAUUUUUAUUUUUUUGUAAAAUUACACUUUUUAUAUUGUUUUAAAUUAUUGUUCAUCCUGUGUUUUUAUAACAGGUACAAUUUGGUUUACACAGUUUUAUGCAGUACAGUACUUACUCUCUAUGUUGUUGGAUUAAAGUUCCCCCUUUAGAGAUUUGUUUUUGUCUUUGAAGAACCAAAUAUGGAUUUCAGAAUUGAUCAAAUGAGCUCCAUACAGCACAGCUGAAGGAUCAGAUUGUUUUCUGUGUUUGUUAAAGACAAUGCACUGCCGCAUUGGGAUCUUUUAUUUCCCUACACAGUGUGGAACUGUAACCUUUCACAAAAUCACGUCAUGUAAUCUGAGUGACACAAAUUGUACUGUCUGACUGCAGACUUUGGAUAUGGAGGAUUUAAAAGAGAAUGCAAUUAAUGUUGUAAAAUGAAAUUUUUUGGGGAAGACACGCUCCUGUUUGCAUUGCACGGGGAGGAUGGGGGCUGAGGGUCUGGGGUGGGGGUUUGGGCUGUAAGGGAUACAUGUAUAUAAUGUAAAUGACAAAUAGAGACACGUUAACAGAAAUGUAUUCAUUUUCUCCAGGAGGAGUGUGCAUAGUGUAUUUAGAAUUUGUAAAGCUUCCAUCCUCCUGUCAGACAUUGAAUUGGCAAACUGAGUCUUUGUUUGAUUGCGUCUGUGCAGACCUCUCUAACCACGCCUGUUCAUUUAUGUAAAAUACUUUAUGUGCCCCUUCACAUGGGGUUUCCAAGAAAAAAAGACAUUUUUUCCUUUGUGUAAUAUGAAACUUCUGUGUAUUUCUCUAUUACCUGUGUACUUUAUAAAGGUGCUACAAAAUUAUGAAAGCCUUUUGAGGUAUAAUUGGGACUUGGAGACAUCGAGCUUUGAGUCGCUCUUAAGGUUUGUUUCCAAAUUUACAGUUUGUAAAAAAGAAUUUUGUCAAAUUUACAAUUUUUAUGCAAUUUGGCAAAUAACAUAUGCUAUAAAGGUACAAUCUGAAGUGAUUGGCACAACAAGUGGCAGUUGUCUCUUUGGUUUUGUACAUUCUAUGUACAAUCAUUUCAUAUUCUAAACUGGUCAGAAAAACAUUGUGAUUUUUAGUCUUGCAAAUCUGUAUGUAGUUAGAUGACGUGACAUCCUAAUAUUUAUCUAAUAAAUAUGUAU